Messenger RNA from Pieris brassicae (large cabbage white), 2879 nucleotides. RefSeq lists its product as uncharacterized. NCBI's taxonomy places the organism in Eukaryota, Metazoa, Arthropoda, Insecta, Lepidoptera, Pieridae. The transcript has 8 exons. Bases 343 to 1152 code for a protein of 269 amino acids. The record is from RefSeq and is a predicted model, not a curated record.
GCCGUGCGCGGGUACGAACGUGUGCAGUGUUCACGCGGUAAAAAUAUCGAACCAAAAAGUAUUUGAUCGAAUUUAAAAUUCGAAUACGACAAGUGUUGUGACAGUGAUUAUUGUGGAAGUACUAUCUGUAAUUAAAUAAUUGGUACAAACAUUGAAACGAUCUUAUUGAAUAAGAUUGUUACGUAAAACUCUAACACGUCACACAAAGAUAAUAUCAGUAACCUACAAACUACUAAAAUCAAGAUUGGAUCAUGACAGAUUAGGAGUGACCACAGACGCAAAAUUAAAAAUGUUGCGGUUGCCGCGCAUUUGAAAAUGACAGGUCACUGACACAGAUUCAAAAUGGCGCAUAAACUAAAGAAUAAUCACUACGUCGCUACCCAUCGGUCUGGCGUUGAUUCUCCUUCGUCGGGUGGAUUUCCGCACAGAGCAUCAUCACGGGAUGAGAAUGACAGCCAUCGGGCGCCCUCAGAGAGGACUUUAUCGGAAUAUACGGUAAUGGACGAACGCACGCGCUCACCGUCUGAGCGUAAUGGUAGAAGACAUACCAAUGGCUCACCAAGGGCUGACUCUGCUUCGGAAGUUUACGUCACCAGCGCUGCUUACAGACCACCUUCGGAGAUCAGUCGACAAUCUCGUGCGCCAAGGAGUGUGUAUUCAUAUAGAAGUGGUGUGGCGCCAUCUGUCGCGUCUACACAUCGCUCCAAAGUCUCCCGAAAAGCUGGAGUAAAAGUGGACGCUAUGGCCGCCCCAAACCCAUUUUGUCCUAACGUAAAGGGUAUGUGCUGUCUGAUGCUACUUCUGAACCUGGGAUUGAUCCUUGUCACGCUGGGUUUUGUCAUAGUACUGCAGUUCUUUGAACCAUUGUUUGUUUGGAUCCUGGGUAUAAUCUUCCUUAUAUUUGGAUUUAUCACACUUGUGGGCAGUCUUAUAUAUUGCGUGGUGCUCUGUCGGGAGAACCCUUACCCGCAGUACCCUGACGACUUCUAUUGGACCCACCACUGGUCCAAGACCAUAGGGCCUUCGGAGAUACACUACAGUGCGAGCGAGAAACCUUACAGACACGAUAGAUAUAAUAAGUAUAACGGUAAAUACUCGGAUAGGGAAAGUGCUAAAUUUUCAGAUAGAGAGAGUAAGCUAAGUAGGUAUUAAGAUAACUUUUUUUUCAAGCACCCUCUUAUUCAUAAAAACUAGUCUACACUAUUUUAACUAUAUUUAUAGAACGGAAAGAGAUGUGCCUAUAGGUAAGUUAUUAGUCGAAACUUAGACGCACUAUAACAUAGUAUCGGAAUUCGAUAUACGGAGUUCAUACUUAGCGCUAAGGAUGGACUCACCAUUGUGAUUUUAAGGCCCUUUAUUAAGUUUAAAUAAUUAAACAUAAUUUCAAGUAUUAACAAAAAUAACUAUUUCGUAAACCCAGAAUAGUUGUUAUACAAAACAUUUGUAUUAAAUAAACAAUAUUCAACAAAUACAAAAUGUCAUUUGUUGUUACGCUUGUUACACACAAGCUUUCUACUCUUUCUCUAUUCGGAGAUUAUACUGUCGUCCUGUUUUGACAUCUGACUACGACAGUUUCCUUACAUAAUACUUUAUUGAUAUUAAAAUAGUAUUAGAUUUAGUAUGAAUAAGGGGGUGAGACAAAAAAAGGACCCAGUCUUUAAGUCGCCAUUUUGGCAUUAGGAACGUCAUUAAUCGGUAUGAAUGGCGCUUUAGUUUCCGACUUCAAUGUUGAGUUAGACCGCUACGCUGUUACCGUGUCCUGUCUCGGGUUUGCUGGUGGCGCCGUGAAGUUUUAGUGGGUUACAGAGUAAGAUAAGAGUGCACGAAAUUAGUCUUUAAAUGACUUAAUAUCCUGCGAUAGACGCCAGUUAAUUCUACUGUAAUCGACGCGCAAAUCAACAAGAUUUGUCCCUAAUUUUAGUAGGACGUAAAAAUCUAUUCGUGGCUUUGUCAAGUGAAAUUUUUGGGGCAGGGAAAUUUUGUAAGAUUUUAUGCAUUUAUGCAGAAUUUUUACAUUUUUAUCUCGAAUUACUCGGGAGUUAUAUUUUUGAUACUUCAAAAUGUAUGGACAUAAUGAAUAUUUUAUUUCGAGAUGUAAAAAAGCUUUACUGACAUAUGUACUAACUUAGUUAUAAGAUCGAACUUGCAAGAAUUUACUUUGCUAGACAGAAAUACUUUAGAGGCGUGACCUAUUAAUUUUAUAUUACAAGGACACCUUUAAAAUGUCUAACCCCAAGUUGUAAGAUUUAAACCGCUUACGAGAAUUCUAAAUAAAAAUCAAACAAUCUAGCAUAUAGGAAUAAUUUUUGUCUGUGGUCUUUCUUUAAACACGACAAUCGUUGUAAGUCCUCUAAAACCCAAUCUAUUUUUGACAAACGGGAAUCAUAGUUCGCGCCAAGUCUAGUUCCUGAAUCUAAGUCUAGUAUAAAGUUUAAUUUAAACUAUUAUACUAAAAGAUGUUAUACUUUUUAUUAUAUAUAAACUAUGAGAUUAUUGUAUUUUUAUUUUGAAAUCUCGUAAAACGGCGUCUUAAUUGCUGUACUUUGUAACUUUGAUGGUCACGGUCUCACGAAAUUAUUAGUACUAAACUCAACCAGACAAUUUAAGGAAAAUAUAAUUCUAUAAUAAAACACGAACUAAAUGUCUCCAAUACAGCCAAACAAGUAUCAGUACUAAAUGUCUUUUACUUAAUGCAAUUUACAUAUUAGUAAAAUGAAUUCUGUCAUAAUUUAUCGUAAAUAUUAUUUUUCGAUAUUAUGUACUUAAAAAUAAAUGUAAAUAAUAAUACUAAGCAUAGAAUUGCCAUAUUAAUGUUAUUUAUGAGCGCAUUGGUGCUAAGUCUGUGACGUCAUGUUUAUGCGAAUAAAAUAUUUAUGUAA